UCCCCCCGGAAGUGGUGUUUGUUGUUGUUUCCCCGUGAGGAGAGAAGCCGUUAGCUGAAUCCAGAUCAGGGAAUCCCAAACAGCGUUUGUUAGUUUGUUGAUCAGAGAUGGAGCGACACCGGGAACACACGGAGGAGACCAAGCCGAGGGGAGAAGCUUUACCUCCAGAUGUUCUGAAAGUGAUUGUUGGUGAAGAGGAGCAGCAGAAGUGUAGCUCCAGUGUGGACCAGGAGGAGCCAGAGCCCCCCCGACACAUUAAAGAGGAACAGGAGGAACUGUGGAGCAGUCAGGAGGGAGAGCAGCUUCAAGGGCUGGAGGAGGCUGAUAUCACCAAGUUCCCAUUCACUCCUGUCCCUGUGAAGAGUGAAGAUGAUGAAGAGGAAGCUCAGUCCUCACAGCUUCAUCAAAGACAAACUCAACACAUGGAAACAGAAGCUGAUGGAGAGGACUGUGGAGGACCAGAACCAGCCAGGAACUCACAUCCACGUUUACAACCAGAGACUGACCACAAGGCUUCAGACUCUUCAGAGACUGAAGUCAGUGAUGGUGAUUGGGAGGAGAGCACUAAGUCAGGUUUAAACUCUCUGAAGAAUGAUGAAGUCACUGUCGGUGAUAUUACCUGUACUUCCGUUGAGAGAUCGUUCAGCUGCUCUGAGUGUGGUCAAAGAUUCGGCCGCAAGCCACAUCUGAACGCACACAUGAGAAUUCACACUGGGGAAAAGCCUUUUAGCUGCUCUUUCUGCGGCAAAAGAUUUUCUCAAAAGGGGAACUCAAUCAGUCACAUGAGACUCCACACGGGAGAGAAGCCUUUCAGCUGCUCGGUGUGUAAAAAGAGUUUCCGAUACAGCGGAGAUGUCAGCAGACACAUGAGGAUCCACACAGGAAAGAAAAGGCUCAGAUGCAACAUUAGCGACACAGGGUCAGAACCGGUGGGGAACGUGGAUCUACAAAGUAAUUCACAGCCGGACGGUGAUGAUAAGCGCCGAGAACGAAAAGCCGAAGUGAGCGAUGAAGGUUGGGAUGAGAGCGGAGAGCGCUGUCUGUCAGGUUCAAACUCUGACGAUGCCUCUGAGGAGGGACGCAACGCCGAGAAGGAGUCGUUCAGCUGCUCUGAGUGCGGGAGAACGUUUUGUCGCAGGGACCAUCUGAUGAGCCACAUGAGAACGCACACCGGAGAGAAACCGUUCAGCUGCUCCGUGUGUCAGAAACGUUUCAGCUGCAGCGGAAACAUUUUGGCACACAUGAGGAUUCACACAGGCGAGAAGCCGUUCGAGUGCUCAUUUUGCGACAAGAGCUUUAGCCAGAAAGGAACUUUGCAGCUCCACGUGAGAAUUCACACGGGAGAGAAACCAUUUAGUUGCCCCUUUUGCGAUAAAAGAUUUGCGCAUAAAAGACGCAUGACGCUGCACAUGUCGGUCCACACGGAGGAGAAGCGUUUCAGCUGCAGCGCUUGCGACAAACGGUUCACGUGGUACACGCAGCUGAAAACCCACAAGUGUGUCGGCGAGUCGUCACAGCGACAGCGUCAGAGUCCGAGCAAAAAGGCUCGAGCCGAGGAGUCGUUCAGCUGCUCCGAGUGCGGGAAAACUUUCAGCCUGAAGGGCAACCUGAAGACACACAUGAGGAUUCACACGGGAGAGAAACCGUUCGGCUGCUCCGUUUGCGGCAAAGGCUUCAAGCAGAACGUGCACCUCACGGAGCACAUGACCAUCCACACCGGGGAGAAAUUGUAUAAGUGCAGCGAUUGUGGAAAAGGAUUCAAUAAGAAGUCGCUCGUCAAAAACCAUCCUUGUGUUUAAUCCCUUUUGUCAGCUUUUGAUCACAUCCUGACCCUGUUGUGUGUGUGUGUGUGUGUGUGUGUGUGUGUGUGUGUGUGUGUGUCAGGGUUUCUGCGUGGUCUUA
Messenger RNA from Sander lucioperca (pikeperch), 1902 nucleotides. Its product is annotated as gastrula zinc finger protein XlCGF57.1-like. The transcript is spliced from 2 exons. Lineage: Eukaryota; Metazoa; Chordata; Actinopteri; Perciformes; Percidae. Bases 108 to 1799 code for a protein of 563 amino acids. The record is from RefSeq and is a predicted model, not a curated record.